Molecule: messenger RNA, 2512 nt
Organism: Polistes dominula (European paper wasp)
Lineage: Eukaryota; Metazoa; Arthropoda; Insecta; Hymenoptera; Vespidae
Product: ATP-binding cassette sub-family G member 1
Biological process (GO): transmembrane transport
Cellular component (GO): plasma membrane
Molecular function (GO): ATP binding; ATP hydrolysis activity; ABC-type transporter activity
Source: RefSeq, a predicted model, not a curated record
AAGAACAAGAACAAAACAAAAAUAUAAAUAUAUAUAUAAAAUAAAAUAAAAUAAAAUAAAGGAAAACAAACCAAUCAAAUUCACGAUGACAAGUUGCAAUUCGUCAAAUUAUUCACCGUCAAAAUCUUCCUUGAGUUGUUGUCAAACUGAUAAUAAAAGUCAAACAAAUGUUGAAGCAAUUAAUAUGGCUACAUCCGACACAUUACCACCCCCCGCCACAUACAAAUUAGAAAAAAAUUGUUCGUUUCCAAGGAGACCGGAAAUUGAUCUAAUCUUCAAGGACAUUAAAUUUCGCGUCAAGGAAUGGAAUCUCAAGAAGUUUGCAAUUAAAAAAAAAAAAGAAAUUUUGCAUGGUGUAAGUGGCGAAUUCAAAGCUGGCCAAUUGGUCGCCAUUAUGGGCCCAUCAGGCGCAGGAAAAUCAACGCUACUAAACGUGCUUGCUGGUUAUACUUUGAAAGGUAUGAGCGGUGAGGUUCUGGUAAAUGGGAAAGUUCGAGUAGCACACAGUGAAAAAUGGAAAAGAACGUCGUGUUACAUACAACAAGAUUCUUUGGUACGAGGAAGAAUAACAGUUGGCGAAGCUAUGACCAUAACAGCACACUUGAAGUUAGGCAAUAAUAUAAGUUCGGCAUAUAAACAUACUCAGGUAUUGAAUCUUUUGGAAAUAUUAGGUCUGAGUUAUUGCUACGACACUUUAUGUGGAAGGUUAUCUGGUGGUCAAAAGAAACGAUUGGACGUUGCAUUAGAAUUACUCAGCAAUCCUUCAGUAAUCUUUCUUGAUGAACCAACCACCGGUUUAGAUUCAAUGUCCUGUAGUCAAUGUAUAGCAUUGUUAAAAAGAUUGGCAAGAAUGGAAAAACGUACGAUAGUUUGUACGAUACAUCAACCAAGUGCAUUACUAUUUGAAAUGUUUGAUUCCCUUUAUGCACUUGCAAAUGGUUAUUGCAUAUACAAGGGUUCGAUUCAUGGUCUAUUACCACAUUUAACAUCGAUCGGUAUCAAUUGUCCACCUUAUCACAAUCCAGCAGAUUUUUUAAUCGAAGUUGCUAUUGGUGAUUAUGGUAUAACGGUUGAUAAAUUAACAGCAGCAGCAGAUGAAAAUUUAUGGGACAAGGGAACAACUACACGAGUUGUACCAAAAGUAAUCAAAGAUAGUUCAGAAGAUGAUAUCAUUACGGAACAACAACCUACGACCAGUUUUUUAACACAAUGUUAUCUUCUUUACAAAAGACAAUUAAUAAGCUUGAAAAGAGAUUACACGCUUUUGAUGGUACGAUUACUUUGUCAUUUGCUCAUUGGCGUUAUAUUUGGAUAUCUUUAUAUGGGAAGUGGUUAUCGUGCUAAUGGUGUUCUAGCUAAUUACGUUUAUUUAUAUGGUUCCUUACUUUUGAUCGUUUACACGGGAAAAAUGGCGGUUACUCUUGCCUUUCCCCUGGAAAUGCAAAUUCUUAGUAGAGAACAUUUCAAUCGGUGGUAUAAACUGGCACCAUAUUACAUCAGUAUGCUACUCAUUGAAAUACCAUUCCAAGCAGCCUGUGCUGGAACUUAUCUGACUAUCAGUUAUUGGUUAACAGGACAACCCAUAGAAACUUAUCGUAUCCUAUUUUUUAUGGUUGUCAGCAUAUCUGCAACGUUAACCGCACAAGCAUGGGGAUUUUUCAUCGGUGCAACUACCCCAGUUAAAAUCGCAGUCUUCCUAGGACCCAUUAUCGCCGUACUAUUUUCCGUUUUUGGAUUUUGCGCAACAUACAUGGACACUCCUCGUGCAUUUCGUUGGAUAUUUCACAUAUCCUAUUUUCGUGCCAGUUUCCAUAGUCUCAUUUAUACAGUUUACGGAUAUGACCGAAUGGAUUUGGUUUGCGAUGACUUUUAUUGUCAUUAUAAAAAACCAACGAAAUUUUUAAACGAAUUGGAAAUAAAUGAUACUAAUGUUAUUAAUAAUUUAAUAUUGAUCAUUGGCAUAGGUGUACUUAUGCACUUGCUAACGGCUAGCGCACUUUGGUGCAAACUUAAUAGAAGAUAGGACUAUUAACGUUGUAGUAACAUCACCAAGGAAUGUUUCAGUAUUGUUUUAUUGAGUACUAUUUAAAAAAUAGUAUAUUUCAUAUCUAAAGCGAUAAAGUAAGAAAUGUCUCAGAGCAGUAAGUAAGUCCGUGGCAAAGCCGAGAUCAACAAACAUGUGCUCUCUGAGGCUUUCUUAUUUACUGCCCAUGGUGUGUAUACUGUAUUUCUGCUCGACGUAGACGGAAAGCGGCAAACUUCGUUUUGCACAGCGGAAGAAAAAUUGGACGCUUUUAACGUCCGGAGGGAAGAAAACGAACAUACAAAAAUAUCGGCAAUUUGUUCAUAUUUUUCCAUUUGCCUUAUUAGUAAUCGGUUUGCUAAAAACAAAACAAAAAAUUAUUACAAUUUAUAUAUUCAUUUAAACUGUAUACUUAUAUAUUAGUAUACUUGUUAGCAUACAUAUUUACUUACUUUUUUGUAAAUUGUGUUUAAAUGCAUUUGCAAUGCA